GUCCAGCUUAAACCAGUCCUUCUGACACAUGUACUCACUUUGGCUUUAUUUCUCAUGUGAACCUUACAGAUAUGGAGUACGGACGAUUUUCUGCUUGCUCACAGCGGCUACGUUGACAUGUUCAGCCUCUGCUUUCUGUAUAAUUCCAAGUCCAAACCAAGAGUGAGAAUGUAUUCCAGGGUUUGUAUUUUUCUGAUUGGAGCUGUUUUCCUCUACUCUCAGAUCAUUGGAGCAGAAGAUGUCUAUGUUGCUGAGCUGAUGGUGGAAAGUAAUGUCACACUGACGGCCGACACUAUCCUGUCGGUUUUGAAUGGAAUUCUGAGCGUGGAUGGACACACAGUGACCCUCAGUACUACACUUGUAGCAGAGUGCCUGAUUAUUGGAGAUGAAACCAAUUGCAGCUGUUCCGAUGGUUACAUAUGGAGCAACCCCGUGUGCUACAACUACAACUGUUGUAGAGAAGUUCCUUGCACAAAAAACGUGUCCGACAUCACGCCACUCUGCAUUGCCAAAGUCAAAGUUCGCAUCAAUGGAUCAGUGUCACUUAAUGAUAUAGCUCCAUGGGACUCUGGUCUUACUAUUCAGCUUAAAUUGAAAUUGGAGGAACUGAAUGGCUUUGAGAACAUGAGUGUAAGCCAUCGAAGUACCGCAGAUGGGAAAACGGUUGCUGACUUUGUGGCAGAUGUCAGUGUCAUAUUUAAGACUCAAACACUUCAGGAUAUUGUGAAUGAAGCACAAGCACAACUUGGAGCUGUUAUUGUGGUCGACACUGUAGGGAUGGUUAACAUAGAGUCCCCGAGGAACAAGAUUUUCUAUAAUUCAACGGCAGAAAUGAAGUGCACGUUUACAGAGAAGACCGAAAGUGCUAGCUGGAACAUUUUUGGGGAGCAAGGCUUCUAUCAGAUCAAAACCGGCACUGUGGCGAAACUGGAGACCUGUACUGCAGAGGGAUACGGUUCUUGUGUUAAAAUGAAUCUUCUAAAUGCGACAGGCAUCUGGUCAGGCAGAUACAAGUGUGAAUUCAAGAAAGGGUCAGUCCGGCACACAGCCAAAACAGAAUUGAUUGUGGCCCUUCUGCCUGACUUGAUCACCCUGAAGAUUAAACCUCUUACAGUGGACUGCUCAGGGGUAGGGGACAAUACUACGGUGACGGUCACCGCCACCAUCCUAAACAGCAAAGAGCACUUUGAUUUUUGGUGGACCUACCGGAAGGAUGAUAAAUAUAAUAGUUCCAAAACAUCUGUUGGAGAAAACGUUGUUUAUGAGUUCAAUGCUUCGAUCAGUUGCAUGAAAACAACAGAAUCGGACAUUAUCAAUGUCACUUUUAAGAACUCGGUGGCUCAAACUCAAACAAAAAAAAUGGAUAUCCUAGUAAUUUAUGCGGGUGCAAAAUUUUGCAUCGCGGCUGUGGAUGAAUAUGGACAAUCUUGGCCAAAAACCCCGGAAGGAAACACAGUGAUUAUUGAUAACUGUACGGCGGGCAGGGUGGGCUAUAAGUCCCGCACCUGUACAAACACUAAAUGGGAUGACGUGUUCUCCUACUGCGUCGACGCAAAGUUGAACGAAGUUCUGAAUGCUGCAGGCAAAUUCGAGCAGGGACAAGGGGCUACCCAGGCGGUGGCCGAGGAUAUUUUUGAAGGACUUAAGAACAGUUCUUUAUCCGAUGAUUCCAGUGACUCUACGGCCGACGUAACCGCUUCUAUCAAUGUUCUAAAUGUGAUGGCGAGGGCAACAAAGUUCAUUGUUUUGGAAGAGAGUAUCCUUCCUGAUUUUGUUAAUGCUGCAAGCAAUAUGUUGAACAAGACGUGGGGUGGUGUCAACAAGUCUAUUCUUCAUACCAUAUCAUCAACAUAUCUUCACUCUGUAGAAGAUCUGGUGAAGAAUAUUAAGGUCAAUAACAGCAAUGGAUUGAACUCUUCAAAUCUAGAGCUAAAAUUCUGCCCAGAUCCUGACUGCAAUAUGACUGUGUUUGGCAUUGCCGUUAGUAUGAACAAGACCAACGGAACGAUGAAAACUGUUGCAGUGAAAAAUCUAAUGGGAAAAUUAAAAAACAACAUCCACGAUUCGGUGCCUGACAGCAUCUUACUAUCAGUCACACUGAGCAGCAACAUAAGCAAAAUUAGUCUGGUGUUCCCCCAAGAGAAUCCUAGUAGCAACAGACGUAUGUGUGUUUUCUGGGACACUAAAAAUUGUGAAUGGUCAGAAAAAGGAUGCAAUGUGAAGACUACUAAUGGUAAUCACACAGUUUGCGAAUGCGAACACCUGACUUCAUUCGCUACCCUCAUGUCCAAGAGUGAUGUAUCUACUGAGGCCCUGGAUAUGAUUACAUAUGUGGGCCUAGGUGUGUCCGUCUGCUCCCUGCUGAUCUUCCUCAUCAUUGAGUAUCUAGUGUGGUCGGCUGUGGUCAAAUCCAACCUUUCACAUUUCCGUCACACAGCUAUAGUGAACAUUGCCGUGUUCCUCUUGCUCGCUAACUGUAGUUUCUUGGCUUCCAUCUCUCCUAAGAGUCUCAGUGACAACUGGUGCCUAGUUUUGACAAUAUGCAAGCACCUGUUCUACUUGGCCAUGUUCAACUGGAUGAUGUGCAUGAGUGUCAUGCUUGUCCACCAGCUCAUCUUCGUCUUCAGCCCCCUGAGGAAAAAAGUCUUCAUGUUCUUUUCCAGCAUCGUUGGCUAUGUUUUCCCAAUCCUCAUAGUGGGAUCGAGCUAUGUGUAUUGUAAAUACACCGAGAAGGCUUACUAUGAGAGGAAAUCAUGCUGGCUAGUUUUUGAAGGAACCUUGGAGGGUUCCCUGCAUGCUUUCCUCCUUCCUGUGGGAACUGUUAUUUUGACAAAUCUGUUUUCCAUGGUGGUCGUCAUUUUAACUCUGGUGAAAUCCAAUGCCCCUGAGACCAGCAAGACAGAUGACAAGGAGACAGCCAAAAGCAUCCUCAAAGUGGUGGUCUUUCUAACGCCUGUCUUCGGGCUAACAUGGAUUAUUGGCUUCGCUCAGCUCAUGAUGGAUGAAAACAGUCUACCCCAUACUAUUGCCAUCUACAGUUUUACCAUCCUCAAUUCCUUUCAGGGGCUUUUCAUUUUGAUUACAGGUUGUGUUGCAGAGCAGAAGGUUCGAGAAGAAUUGAUUAAGCUCAUUAUGGCAAAGUCAAAAGGAAAAAGUGAGAGCAUGAAGAAUUUGACAUCAACCACCUACUCAAGAGACAAAUGAAGACCAAGAUUGCGGAGACGGAAACAGCACUCUUGUCUGCAGCUCCACCGAUCCUGCUUUGUGUUGGAUUAUACAUUUAGUUCCUAGAUAGUUACAGUAAUGUUUUAAAACUAGGUUUAUUUUUAUUUCAUUUGAUAGCACUGAGCAUUAUUAUUAUUUGUAAGUCUUACACUAAUGGUUAUCAUCCAUGAAGUCAUAUUCUGCUGCAGAAAGAAUUGAAGAUUAGAAUUUAGCUAAAGCAUACAUUUAUAUUUUAAGGGUGAAGUUGAUACAGACUAUUUCCAUUUGUUUGUUAUGUGCCACAAGUUAAACACAAUACUUAACUGUUUAGCUUUAAGAGGAAGCUGUAUCUGGAUGUUUUGUAUUGUGUACAUGGUGUUUGAGCUGUAUAUUUAGUUUUUUCUCUGGGCCCUAUUAUGCUUAUUGGGGGUUUCCCUAUCGUACAGUGUGUUAUAUAGUUUGUUGUUAUGCAUGUAAAUGGACUGCAAAGGCUAAAAUCCCUCUAAAGGGAGUUUCUCUCCAGCACAACCCCCCUCGCCCCUGCCUGAAACGCCUCCAUUGGUCUCCUUUGUUUGACUCUGUAACAUAGUGAGUAACACUCGGGCUUCUAUUGGCUUACGCUCCAUCACAUUGUACGUGAUAGGCUAAAGGGUGGGUCAUCUCUAAACGGUUGAACAAUCACAACAGGGCUGGCCAACUAACCAAUCAGAGCAGUGGGCUGUGGUUUCAGACAGAGGAUGAAAAGAGGUGCUGCAGCACAGGCAGUAUGAGAAACAUAAAGAGCUUUUUGAACAUUAAAGCAUGGAGACAUGUCCCAGUAGAGACAGUACAUACUAAUGUGAAUCAGAAAAUUAGCAUAAUAGGGCCCCUUUAACAAGUUUAAUAAUAGUAAUACAUGAGAUUCAUAUAGCGCUUUUCCUAAUGCUCAAAGACGCUUGACAUAAGAUUGUUCGGCAUGGUUUGAUAAUUUUGCUUGAAUCUGUAAAUGUUAACUACUUGAUUUGAACUAUAACCUGUGUGUCUAACCAGUGUAUGUAUCCAAACAUAUGUAUUGAAGUAAAGACAAGGAAUAUCAUGUAUUUUAUUUGUAUUACCCAAUGAAGAAGUUUAAAUCCAA
Molecule: messenger RNA, 4321 nt
Organism: Eleginops maclovinus (Patagonian blennie)
Lineage: Eukaryota; Metazoa; Chordata; Actinopteri; Perciformes; Eleginopidae
Product: adhesion G protein-coupled receptor F4-like
Exons: 18
Coding region: 118-3204 (1028 amino acids)
Biological process (GO): cell surface receptor signaling pathway; adenylate cyclase-activating G protein-coupled receptor signaling pathway
Cellular component (GO): membrane
Molecular function (GO): G protein-coupled receptor activity
Source: RefSeq, a predicted model, not a curated record